Molecule: messenger RNA, 693 nt
Organism: Seminavis robusta
Lineage: Eukaryota; Bacillariophyta; Bacillariophyceae; Naviculales; Naviculaceae
Source: the annotation of a GenBank genome assembly
AUGACUGUAAUGAUGCUAAUUUUGCUAGUGCAAGCCUGCAUUUCGAUCCCUGGAGCACGUUCCUUUGCGGUAUCUUCUGCGGCGACCUCCAGUUUCUCCCGCAUCCGUCUGUUAUCAUCAGCACCUGACAGCAGCGUACAAAAAGCUGUUGGAAAAUCAGAUACCAACAGCAGUACUUCCUCGUGUGAUGCCGAUAGUGGUAGACUUGCAAGGCACACUGUCUCUUUUCAGACCACCGACCAAGCCGAAUCAUCUUUAUCAUUUGAUGCCUACGGUGGCGAAACGCUUCGGACAGCGGCAUUGCGCCGCAAUAUUGCCAGUCCACACAAUGGGCGAGCUAAUCUGAUCAAUUGCCGUGGUCUGGGAACGUGUGGCACAUGUGCCGUGGAAAUUGUGGAGGGCAUCGUGGAUCCACCCGAACGCAAUGAUGUGGAGGAGUUCCGUCUGAACCUACCACCACACAACUUGCACAACAAUACCAAGCUCCGAUUGGCAUGUCAAAUACAAAUCAGGGAGAAUAUCACGGUGCUCAAACGAACCGGAUUCUGGGGGCAGAAAAGCAAGCUGGCCGUUCCGUCUACCCCUCAGCGAUACUUUGGUGAACUGGAAUAUUUGAUGGACACAAAGUCUCCGCCACUCGAAGAAUGCAUAGACGACAAUAACAACGCCGACGGCAAGACAGGACCGACGUGA